UUUCCUCCCUCCCCUCUUUCUCUCCCAUUGAAAUAACAAUUGUAAAUGAGACGACCCGCAUGUAUGUAUUACUUACGUUUCAGGAGUCGUGGAAAUAAUUUCCACCGCUCAUCUCAUCGCAUCUUAGACAGAAUUAUUAUUAUUUUUGGAGGGGUGGCUGAUGCGGUGGAGAAGGAUAUCACUUGAGAGAGAGAGAGAGAGAGAGAGAGAGAGAGGGGAAACAAACAAGACGCAGGCGCAUCCAAGCUUCGCCAACAGCAGAUCAGAUCGACAUGGACUAAAAUAUUUGUCUCUUAAAAGAGCAAAAAAGAGGAGAGUGGUAGGGUGGUGGUGGUGGUGGGGGGAACUCCAGUCAGUGAUCCGAGGUCUCCCGAAAAGAAAUAAGAAAAAAAUGGAAACGCGGUGGAUCCAGAAGCUGUUUCAGACAGUCUCAACUGAUAGACAGACGCAUCGAGUGGCUUUUCCUGCUACAUUUUUACUCCUCCCCUCUCCACGAGCGUCACCCCUGACAGAGGAGCCUACCUGUCAAUCUUUUUAAUUGUGUUGUUUUCCCCCUCUCUCUCCCUCUCUCUCCUUCUCCCUUUGCUUUAAAAAAAAAGAAAGAAACCUCCGACAAAAGAACGGAUCCUUCCGGAACUUAUCAGGUAGGGGGGGGGACUAAAACCAAACUUAUAGGAACACGCAUCGCGAACCACAACAAGUUCUCCACUAGUAUAUGAAAUUAAAUGUCAUAUUUUAUGGCAAUGACACUAGUUCGUCUCCCACUGGGGGGUUCAAUGCUCCCAUAUGUUGUGGUAGCCUAAUAGUAACAUGCUUUGAAUGGACUAUUUUUCCCCCAAAAUGACAGAUGUCAAUAGGUGGCAACGCGUCUGCGUGAAACGUACAGACAAGGGGAUGCAAACACCCUCUCGCAGGUCGCUGGUACGGGCUUUGGUUACAGGUGUACAUGAGGACACACACAUGUUCCGGCAGCAGCCCCCCCCCUCAAAUAAAAAAAAAAAAAAAAAAAAAAAAAAAAAGCGCAGCUGCGCAGCACCUCGUGUGAUUAUGUUUAGUAAAGCCUAUUCGUGGAUGUUUUGGGGAGAUUCGGCGGGGUCGGUCUCGGUUUCGUGGGAGGAAAUAAGCGGUUAAGGGGGACACGUUCGGAGGCGAGGAUUGAUUUGUUUCACCUUACUAGGAAGCGAGCGCCGUGUCCGGGAAGGGGAGGGACUCCCGACAACAAGUCUGCGGCGCCGCUGCUGCGCUACCUAACAAGGCUGCGCCAGCACAACGUUUUCUAUCCUAAAUACUGCGUGAUGUUGUUGUUUAGUUUGUUUUUGCUGAAGAACCAGAGAGCGAUGCCACAAAGCGCAGCGGCUUCUCUUUUUGUUUGAAAGCGCGUCUUUUAGCACGGCUCAGCCCGGCCUGCACGCGGUGCAUGUGCAGCGAGGGGGGUGGGGGGGGGGCUAAUGGUAGCCGGGCUUUAUCGCUGCCAAGAACGUAGCCGACGUCAAGUUCGUCCGUGAACUUUGUACCAUUGCGAAGCCAUGUCCAGCCUGCUGCUGGUGAGAAACAUCCGGAGGGCAAUAUCGGUGCUCGGUGGCGGAAGCGGAGGCACCGACACACUUUCUGGAGUUCGGCCGGUCGCGCGGCGCUUCGUCAUAGACAUGUCUUACUCGGCACACUUCAUGGAUUUCAAGGGAUCCUCCAUACCGAGCAGCAUGAAAAAGCUGGUCGUGAACAAGCUCAGUCCUAAUUUUAGGGAGGCCGUUUCCGUGCAAACCGUCGCGGUUCCGACCCCCGGGGACGCGGACUUGCUCGUCAGAAAUCGUUUUGCAGGAGUCAACGCCUCCGAUAUUAAUUACGCGGCAGGCCGCUACGACCCCUCGGUGAAGCCCCCCUUCGACGUCGGCUUCGAGGGCAUCGGUGAGGUCGUCGGCCUUGGCCUCAGCGCCAGCUCCCGCUACACCGUGGGCGACGCCGUGGCCUACUUUGGCAGCGGCGCGUUCGCCGAGUACACGGUGGUGCCGGCCAAGGAAAGCAUGCCCGUCCCCGCGGUGAGGCCGGAGUUCCUCACCCUGCUGGUCAGCGGCGCCACGGCCUACAUUGCCCUGAAGCGCCUGGGCGACCUGGCCAAAGGGGAGACGGUCCUGGUCACGGCGGCAGCAGGAGGAACGGGACAGUUUGCCGUGCAGUUCGCUAAACAGGCCGGUUGUCACGUGAUCGGGACCUGUUCGUCCGACGAGAAAGCCGGCUUCCUGAAAUCCAUCGGCUGCGACAGGCCGAUCAACUACACCACGGAGGACCUGGCCAAGACGCUGAGGAAGGAGUACCCACAAGGCGUAAACGUGGUGUACGAGUCCGUCGGAGGCAGCGUCUUAGAAGUCGCCGUGAACAGUUUGGCCAAUAAGGGCCGGCUGAUCGUCAUCGGCUUCAUUUCCGGGUACCAGACGGCAUCGGGGAUCCCGGAUUUCAGAGGGGCAACACUGCCGGUGAAGCUGCUGCAGAAGUCGGCCAGCAUUCGGGGCUUCAUGCUGCCUCACUUUAUCAGUGACUACAGGGAGGCUCUGGGUAGCAUGAUGCAGAUGUUUGCCAAGGGGAAGCUAGUGUGUGAGGUGGAUCAUGGGGAUUUGGCACAGGAGGGGAGGUUCGUAGGCCUGGAGUCAGUCUUCCGGGCUGUCGACCACAUGUAUGCUGGGAAAAACCUGGGCAAGGUGGUGGUGGAAGUGUUCCCGCCCCCUCUUAGCAAUAAGCUCUGAUUUAACUAAUGAUGAUGAUCAAAUGAUUGAAAACGGGAAAAUCUAGGGCUUUCAUUUUUGAAUAGAUUAAUUUCUUUAUUUUUGUACAAUGAUUGCUAUAACCCUCAAUUAAUCUAAUGCUUUCACAAAUAAACAUAAUGAGCAACUUUUAUUUUCUGCUAUUUUGGUUUUGGAAACUAUAAGCAAUAGGAAGGUGUUGUUAUUAUUUAGGGGAGCUUUCAGCAGUUUGUUCCAAGACUUAAAUUAGUCUAAAA
Molecule: messenger RNA, 2992 nt
Organism: Anarrhichthys ocellatus (wolf-eel)
Lineage: Eukaryota; Metazoa; Chordata; Actinopteri; Perciformes; Anarhichadidae
Product: prostaglandin reductase 3
Exons: 2
Coding region: 1527-2738 (403 amino acids)
Cellular component (GO): mitochondrion
Molecular function (GO): zinc ion binding; 15-oxoprostaglandin 13-reductase [NAD(P)+] activity
Source: RefSeq, a predicted model, not a curated record